Drosophila obscura is the source of this 413-nucleotide messenger RNA. Its product is annotated as male accessory gland serine protease inhibitor-like. NCBI's taxonomy places the organism in Eukaryota, Metazoa, Arthropoda, Insecta, Diptera, Drosophilidae. Bases 55 to 354 code for a protein of 99 amino acids. The transcript has 2 exons. Gene Ontology annotation, molecular function: serine-type endopeptidase inhibitor activity. The record is from RefSeq and is a predicted model, not a curated record.
CUUAGUGCAGUUUACAUUUCUUUGUGUUAGCUUGAAGUACUCCAAAAUCGUAAGAUGAAGUUUUUGCUGCUGCUGGCUGUGCUCGCUGCCUUUGUGGCUAGUUCCCUGGGCCUGAAACACUUCAUUUGUGAUCUUCCAAGUUCCCAAAAUGGAGAUGGAGUCGCGGCAUGCAUGGCGUACAGUCCCCGUUGGUCCUACGAUGGAAACUCGUGCGUGCGGUUCAACUAUGGGGGCUGUGGUGGAAAUUUAAAUCGUUUCGGAUCUAGGGAGCUAUGUGAAAGAUGGUGUAUUGAAUAUCACCCAUCACCUUACCCAUUGUUAUACCUACAUGAUUUUGGAAUUAAUUUGGAGUGAAUCAAAGUGCAAAAUAAAUGAGUGGCCGCUUCCACAAUGAACAAAAUAACACGAUAAAA